Molecule: messenger RNA, 1330 nt
Organism: Cuscuta europaea
Lineage: Eukaryota; Viridiplantae; Streptophyta; Magnoliopsida; Solanales; Convolvulaceae
Source: the annotation of a GenBank genome assembly
UAUACUCGACCGUUUGGAAGGCCCAAGAUUAGUAAGGAGAAAACGAAAGAGAACGAGUCAAUGGGAACUCGCUGCGUUCAACUUGAAACGUAACUUUGCGCUCGCUCUCAGUUCGUCAAAUCGGGUUCUUCCUCAUUAUUCUUUUUGCCACUGCUAUCAGAAAUUCAAAUUCAUCGCGUAUGGAAUCUGUGGAAAACGACGAGGAGCAGUGCAUCGGUUCACUUCACAAAAAUAAAAAGAAACAGAGUUCUAGCAGCAAAGCUGUUCCGAAAUCUCAGCAAAACAAUACUGCGAAAGGGACCUUCAAUGUGAAGGUGGAAGUUCCCGAGGAACCCAAUCGUAAACGGAGCUCGAACAAGAUUUCUGAUUGUAAAGCUAAACCCAUGAAACAAGAGGCUGUUGACGAUUUUCAAGUGUGCAAAUCCAAAGCCGCGGUUAAAAAAACUGAAAAGUUGCAGAAAAAGAUGAAGGAUGUAGAACAAGAGGACGAGGACGAUUCAAAAGAUUGUAAAUCAAAAAAUGCCGCUAAUAAAACAGAAAAGGAAAAGGUGAAGAAAGAGGAGGAAGAUCUGCAGAUUAUUACUGGAAAGAAAAAAGAGAAGAAGGUUUAUGAUUUGCCUGGACAGAAGAGGGAUCCUCCAGGGGAAGGUGACCCAUUAAGGAUUUUCUAUGAAUCGCUAUACAAACAAUUGCCAGAAAGUGACAUGGCUACAAUCUGGAUGAUGGAGUCGGGUUUGCUACCAAAGGAGAAGGCGGCUCAAGUUUUUGAGAAGAGACAAAAGAAGUCAAUAAAAUUUAGUUCCCCCAUGAAAGCAGUUGGCGGCAGUGUAAAGAGGGAAAGUGAUUGUGUCAACACCAAGGAAAAGAAGAAGAGGAAUAGGCCUUCCCCAGCCGCUUCACAGAGAAAGCGAACUGCCCCAUCAAAAAUGUCAAAUAAGAAUAAUAAAAAUAAACGCAUGAAGGAUGAUGAUGAUGCCGGACUAUCAGACGCGGACGACGACGACGACUUUGUUGCUGCUCCAAGGAAGAAACGGAAGACAUCUUCAUAGUUUGUGGUGGUAUCUGAUAGGGCAUUACAAAGUUAAUCUAAUUUGGGGGCUUGCCUUAUCGCUCGUAAGUCGUAACUAUUACACCUUUUUCUAACUAUUAAAGCUGGAUUAUUUUUAUCAUCAUCAUCAUUUCUCUCUUUUUAUUAGCCAAAUUUGACUUUUUAAAUCAAUGAUGUUAAAUUUGACUGAUUAUAUAUUUACAAACUCACGUGUUGCACGGGUUGUAACAUCCAUCAUAAAAGUAGAUUAUAAAGCAUUUACAAAUCAUAUUAGAAGUUUAA